Propithecus coquereli (Coquerel's sifaka) is the source of this 2339-nucleotide messenger RNA. It is a transcript of the gene GHR, whose product is annotated as growth hormone receptor. The transcript has 9 exons. Gene Ontology annotation, biological process: positive regulation of peptidyl-tyrosine phosphorylation; cytokine-mediated signaling pathway; growth hormone receptor signaling pathway. The coding region runs from base 175 to 1905 and encodes 576 amino acids. Gene Ontology annotation, molecular function: cytokine binding; growth hormone receptor activity; growth factor binding. Lineage: Eukaryota; Metazoa; Chordata; Mammalia; Primates; Indriidae. The record is from RefSeq and is a predicted model, not a curated record. Gene Ontology annotation, cellular component: external side of plasma membrane; cytosol; growth hormone receptor complex.
GCGGCAGCGGCGGCUGCUACGGCGGAGGUGGCGGCGGUUGCUGCUGCUGAGCCCGGGCGGCGGCGGGGACCCCGGGCUGGGGCCACGAGGGCCGAAGGCCCCGCGCCAUCGGCCCCAGCACGGACGCGAACCCGCGGUCUCUCUCCGGAGGCGAGGCUCGGAGGUCCUUCAGGUAUGGAUCUCUGGCAGCUGCUGUUGACCUUGGCACUGGCAGGCUCAAAUGAUGCUUUCUCUGGGAGUGAGGCCACAGCAGCUCUCCUUGGCAGAGAAUCCCAGAGUCUGCAAAGAGUUAAUCCAGCCCUGGCAACAAAUUCUUCUGGAAUGCCUAAAUUCACCAAGUGCCGUUCACCUGAACUAGAGACUUUCUCAUGCCACUGGACAGAUGGAGUUCAUCAUGGUUUAAAGCACUCAGGAUCUGUACAGCUGUUCUAUAUUAGAAGGAGCACUCAAGAAUGGACCCAAGAAUGGAAAGAAUGCCCAGAUUAUGUCUCUGCUGGAGAAAACAGCUGUUACUUUAAUUCGUCGUAUACCUCCAUUUGGAUACCUUACUGUAUCAAGCUAACUAGCAAUGGUGGUACAGUGGAUCAAAAGUGUUUCUCUGUUGAGGAAAUAGUGCAACCAGAUCCACCCAUUGGCCUCAACUGGACUUUACUGAACAUCAGUUUAACCGGAAUUCAUGCAGAUAUCCAAGUGAAAUGGGCACCACCACCCAAUGCAGAUGUUCAAAAAGGAUGGAUAGUUCUGGAGUAUGAACUUCAAUACAAAGAAAUAAAUGAAACUCAAUGGAAAAUGCCUGGUUCAUUGCUAAGUCAAACAAGACUUUCUAAAUCCAAGCUACAAUCAAACAUUUAUUCAGCAACCAGGAUUAAGAUGCUGAUUCUACCCCCAGUUCCAGUUCCAAAGAUUAAAGGAAUAGAUCCAGAUCUCCUCAAGGAAGGAAAAUUAGAGGAGGUGAACACAAUUUUAGCCAUUCAUGAUAACUAUAAACCUGAAUUCUACAAUGAUGACUCUUGGGUUGAAUUUAUUGAGCUAGACAUCGAUGACCCCGAUGAAAAGGCUGAAGGAUCAGACACAGACAGACUUCUAAGCAAUGACUGUCAGAAAUCACUUAAUAUCCUAGGGGCGAAGGAUGAUGACUCUGGACGUACCAGCUGUUAUGAACCUGACAUUCUAGAGACUGAUUUCAAUGCCAGUGACGUGUGUGAUGGUACCUCAGAGGUUGCUCAGCCACAGAAAUUAAAAGGGGAAGCAGAUCUUGUGUGCCUUGACCAGAAGAAUCAAAAUAAUUCACCUUACCCUGACGCUUCCCCUGCUACUCAGCAGCCUAGUGUUGUCCUAGCAGAGGAAAGCAAACCACAACCAUGUCUUGUUGUUGGAACUGAGUCAACUCAUCAAGCUGCCCAUACUCAGCUAAGCAAUCCGAGUUCACUGACAAACAUUGACUUUUAUGCCCAGGUGAGCGACAUUACACCAGCAGGGAGUGUGGUCCUUUCUCCGGGCCAAAAGAAUAAGGCAGGGAUAUCCCAGUGCGACAUGCAUCCAGAAGUGGUCUCACUCUGCCAAGCAAACUUCAUCAUGGACAACGCCUACUUCUGUGAGGCAGAUGCCAAAAAGUGCAUCGCAGUGGCUCCUCACAUUGAGAUGGAAUCACAGGUAGAGCCAAGCUUUAACCAGGAGGACAUUUACAUCACCGCAGAAAGCCUUACCACUACUGCUGGGAGGUCUGCGACAGCAGAACACGCUCCAGAUUCUGAGAUGCCUGUCCCAGACUAUACCUCCAUUCAUAUAGUACAGUGUCCACAGGGCCUCAUACUCAACGCGACUGCCUUGCCCUUGCCUAACAAAGAGUUUCCCUCAUCGUGUGGCUAUGUGAGCACAGACCAACUGAACAAACUCAUGCCAUAGCCUUUCUUUGAUUUCCUAAGAGCUACGUAUUUAAUGGCAGAGAAUUGGCUGGGGUGUGAAUGCUUAAACCAAAUCAAUGUUUAAACCUUUUGAGGGGGGGCAGGAGGUAGGAGGGUGAGGUAUGGAUUCUAAAUGCCUUUUCCGGAAAUGUUGAAACAUGAUAUUAAAAAGAAAAAAUAAGAAGAAUGCUUAAGCAGAUAGAUAUUACUAUUGUGAAUUGUAAAUAUUUUAAAUAAUUGUCUCAGAGACUGUUUAGUGGCAGUGAUUGUCUUGUUAUUGUGGGUGUUAAUUUUGUGAUACUAAGCAUUGAAUGGCUGUGUUUUUAAUGUAUAGUAAAUCAUGCUUUUUGAAAAAGCGAAAAAUCAGGUGGCUUUUGCAAUUCAGGAAAAUUGAAUGCAAAUCAUAGCACAGGCUAAUUUUUUUCUUUUUUAAAU